AUGGCACCAAAAGGCGGCAAAGGCGGCGGUGGUGGUGGACAUUACGGUGGUGGCCGUCAUGGUAGCAGCAGCAGCUAUUCGAGCAGCUGUGCUUCUGGCGCGUUCAAAGAUGGAGCCAUUAUUGCUUCGAUGGUUUUUCUGUCCAUCUUCCUUCUCACGUUCCUCUGCUUGGGUUGCCUUACUUCCAACAAGUCAACCGCGAUGAAAAAGAGGAACCAGCGGAAAUCAAGGUCGUUGUGGUGGGCAUUAAGCCUAUCAUUGACAUUAAUCACAGCAUCUACUGAUAACUACGAGCUGCUUUCCAUUAUUCGAACGUGGUUCAAAAACUGGGGCACUCUACUCCUCAUUGGAGUAAUUAUGGUCCCUCUCUGCAAACAUCUUCACCAACUGGCCGGCAAAGUUCUCGGGCGCGUCGUUGCAAUUGGCCAUUUUGUUGUCAUGGUUAUCAUGGCGAUACUUCUCGUUUGUUACCUGGGAUUGCAGUCCAGCCUUCCGAGUAUACGCGCGAACUACAGAGUACUUGAUACUCUAUCCAAGGUGACGUCUGGCCUAGGGGCUACCUACAAUGUAGUCGCGUUUAUCGGAACCUGCCUAGCGUCUAUCAGCAUACUCUUUGCUGUCAUUCGAAGCUCUCAGAUCCAGAAUUCUUGGGCAAAGAAAUGGAUAUUCUUUGUGAUCAUUUUCCCUGUUCUUCUGACCUUCUUUGAUGUGGUGUAUGGCUUCCAUUUCUAUGUCAGAGGCCAACCAUAUACCACCACCGCAUUUGCUGUCUUCACCUUUCUGUGGAACUUGUUCUAUACCAUGUCGUACCUGGCUGUUCUAUAUAUCGUCUCCGAAGGCUCGUUGGCCCCGGUCACGCAACCUGGAGCAAUAGAUCCAAACGAUCCCACCAAAGGCACCUAUGUACCAGUUCAGCCUGGCCCCCAACCACCGUUUCAAAACGUCAACACUGCAUACAACAGCCCGAUGCAACAGCAACAACAGUUUCAGCACAACAUGCAAACUCAACCACCCAUGAGCCAACCCGGAUUUGAGCCUACAAGAAAUGAUUUCUCUCCGUCUCCUCCACCUCAACAGCCCCAAUACUAUGAUCCCGUUAAAAGCCCCGAGUCUCAGGCCUUGAUGCAGGGCCAGACAUAUGAACAGCCAGCGCCCCAGUAUCAGAAUUACCAACAACCUGCCGUUCCUCAGCCUUACAGGUAA
Messenger RNA from Trichophyton verrucosum HKI 0517, 1203 nucleotides. RefSeq lists its product as uncharacterized. The record is from RefSeq and is a predicted model, not a curated record. The transcript is spliced from 3 exons. NCBI's taxonomy places the organism in Eukaryota, Fungi, Ascomycota, Eurotiomycetes, Onygenales, Arthrodermataceae. Bases 1 to 1203 code for a protein of 400 amino acids.